Messenger RNA from Abrus precatorius (Indian licorice), 1688 nucleotides. RefSeq names its product cytochrome P450 704C1-like. Lineage: Eukaryota; Viridiplantae; Streptophyta; Magnoliopsida; Fabales; Fabaceae. Gene Ontology annotation, molecular function: oxidoreductase activity, acting on paired donors, with incorporation or reduction of molecular oxygen; heme binding; iron ion binding. The coding region runs from base 13 to 1536 and encodes 507 amino acids. The record is from RefSeq and is a predicted model, not a curated record. The transcript has 6 exons.
ACAGUGCCAUUCAUGGAUCUACUUUCUAAUCCAUGUUUCUUUGCUGCAUUUUCUGCAGUUUUAACUCUUUUGAUGGUUAAAGUUAUGUUGAGAAGAUUGCAGAAAAGGGAAAGAAAGAAGUACCAUCCUGUUGCUGGUACCAUAUUUAAUCAGAUGCUGAACUUCAAUAGGUUGCACCAUUAUAUGACUGAACUUGCAGGCAAAUACAAGACAUACAGGUUGCUCAGUCCUUUCAGAUAUGAGGUUUACACUGCAGAACCAUGUAAUGUUGAGUAUAUACUCAAAACCAGAUUUGAGAAUUAUGGAAAGGGGUUGUACAACUACAACAAUUUGAAGGAUUUACUAGGUGAUGGUAUUUUCACUGUUGAUGGUGAGAAAUGGCGUGAACAAAGGAAGAUAUCGAGUCAUGAAUUCUCCACCAAAAUGUUAAGGGACUUCAGCAUUUCAAUAUUCAGAAAGAAUGCAGUAAAACUUGCAAACAUAGUGUCUGAAGCUGCAACUUCUAAUAGUACAUUGGAAAUCCAAGACCUUUUAAUGAAAUCAACUCUGGAUUCAAUUUUCCAAGUAGCAUUUGGAACUGAACUUGACAGCAUGUGUGGAUCAAAUCAAGAAGGGAAGAUUUUUGCCGAGGCUUUUGAUACUUCAAGUGCACUAACCCUUUAUCGUUAUGUAGAUGUCUUCUGGAAGAUAAAGAAAUUUCUGAAUAUUGGAUCAGAGGCCACGUUAAGAAAGAACACUGAAAUUUUAAAUGAAUUUGUUUUUAAGCUGAUCAACACUAGAAUUCAACAAAUAAAGAUUUCAGAGGAUGUUUCUACUAGUAAACGAGGAGAUAUUCUCUCAAGGUUUCUGCAAGAGAAAGAAUAUGAUCCAAUAUACUUAAGAGAUAUAAUUCUAAACUUUGUUAUUGCUGGGAAAGACACAACAGCUGCCACACUUGCUUGGUUCUUGUACAUGCUAUGUAAGUAUCCUGCAGUUCAAGAAAAAGCAGCAGAAGAAGUGAAAGAAGCAACUAAAACAAAAACAAUUAGUAGCUAUACUGAGUUUGUGUCCAGUCUCACGGACGAAGCUCUUGAAAAGAUGAAUUAUCUCCAUGCAGCAAUUACAGAAACUCUCAGACUUUAUCCUGCAGUUCCCGUGGAUGCAAAGAUUUGUUUUUCUGAUGAUACAUUACCAGAUGGAUAUAGUGUAAAUAAAGGAGAUAUGGUAAGUUACCAACCAUAUGCUAUGGGUCGGAUGAAAUUCAUUUGGGGUGAUGAUGCAGAAGAGUUUACACCAGAAAGAUGGCUUGAUGAGAAUGGCAUUUUUAAGUCAGAGAACCCUUUCAAGUUUACAGCUUUUCAGGCUGGUCCUAGGAUUUGUCUAGGAAAGGAGUUUGCUUAUAGACAGAUGAAGAUAUUCUCAGCAGUAUUGUUAGGCUGUUUCCGCUUCAAAUUGAAUGAUGAGAAGAAAAAUGUCACUUACAAGACGAUGAUAAAUCUUCAUAUUGAUGGAGGUCUUGAAAUCAAAACCUUCCACAGACAAGGGAUUAGAAGAUGAUUUUUAGACAAUCCAAACUCUAAAGAGAAGCUCAAAGUAGUUCAAUAAAAGGGCAGUGUAUCAAAAUUCAAUGAUAUGAAUUGUCGACAGAUAUUGUGCAUAACCAAGGUAAUAAUGUAUUUUUUAUUCUAAUUACUGAAUAUGAUUAUUAG